AAUGAUGUUAAAUAAGGUUUUGACAUUGAAUACCGCCAGUCGAAAUAGGAUGUUCCCAAUUUAUUGUUUAUAAAUAUAAUACUUAUACAUAAAUGAGUUAGUGAAAAAAGUACAAACAUAGAAUAUUAAUAUGAUUUGGAGUUGCGUAUUUUUUGGUUACAUUUUAGGAUGCUUGGGCACUGCUGAUGUAAAAAUAGACGUUACAUUGAAUGGAUUUUCAAUUACCCAGUUUAUAUCCGAACGCGGAUACCCAGUGGAGGCGCACGUCGACAUUGAAACCGAAGACGGAUAUCUUCUGGAUAUGUUCAGAAUCCCGCACGGAGUACAAGAAAACAACGCGACCGACAACAAAAGCAGACCUGCCGCUCUUCUAAUGCACGGGCUAAUGGGAUCAGCUGAGAAUUUUGUCAUCUUAGGACCCGAUAAAAGUCUGGCCUUCCUGCUGGCCGACGCUGGUUAUGACGUAUGGUUGGGAAACGCCAGAGGAACCACGCACUCCAGAAAACACAAUACCUUGAACCCCGAUUAUGACAAGGAGUUUUGGGACUUCAGUUGGCAUGAGAUUGGAGUGUUUGAUCUGCCAGCAAAACUGGACUACAUCAUGAGUGAAACUAACCAAACGGAGAUUUUCUACAUCGGGCAUUCGCAAGGAACCACAUCUUUCUUCGUUAUGGCGUCCGAGAGACCUGAUUACAACAAGAAUAUCAAGUUGAUGAUCGCUCUAGCCCCUGUGGCUUUUAUGACGAACGCACCGAACCCUGCCAUACAAGCAAUAGCGUUGUUUGAAAGAAGUUUAUCGAUUGUUUCAAAUUUGGUUGGGCUUAAUGAAUUUAUUCCCAAUAAUGAACUGCUUAAGCUUGCCGGGCAAGCGAUUUGCCUGAGAACAGCUAUAACAAAGGAAUUGUGUGCAAAUGCAGCGUUUUUAAUCGCUGGGUAUGAUUCAGAUCAACUGGACAGGUCAUAUCUUCCUAUAAUAACGCAAACAACUCCAUCUAGUUGUUCGAUCAAGCAAUUUGCUCAUUAUGGACAAGAAAUAAACUCAGAAAGCUUACCUUCUAUGACAUGUAAAGCUUUAAAUUGGGGUCCAGUAAAAUUUGUGUUUAAAAUGAUAGGCGUUGGCGGUUGUACCUGGUAUCAUGGUACGUUUAAAAAAUUUGAUUAUGGGUACAGUGGAAACCUAGAAAGAUAUGGGACUGAUGUACCACCUUCUUAUGAUUUAUCCCAAAUCACAGCCCCCAUUGCGUUGUACUACAGCACUAAUGAUUUGCUAACGUCUCCAAAAGAUGUCGAGUAUCUAGCAACGAAACUUCCUAACCUAGUUUUAAAAUAUCUGAUUCCCUACGAAAGUUUUAACCACUUGGACUUUAUUGUAGCUAAAGAUGUGAUACCUUUAUUAUAUGGUAGAGUUAUGGAUUUAAUGAAUGCAAAUAAAAUUUAAAAACAU
This is a messenger RNA of Brassicogethes aeneus, 1444 nucleotides long. The record is from the annotation of a GenBank genome assembly. Lineage: Eukaryota; Metazoa; Arthropoda; Insecta; Coleoptera; Nitidulidae.